This is a messenger RNA of Mucor velutinosus, 969 nucleotides long. RefSeq lists its product as uncharacterized. Bases 1 to 969 code for a protein of 322 amino acids. The transcript has a single exon. The record is from RefSeq and is a predicted model, not a curated record. NCBI's taxonomy places the organism in Eukaryota, Fungi, Mucoromycota, Mucoromycetes, Mucorales, Mucoraceae.
AUGUAUUCUCACAACAACAACUCUAGCCAUCCUGAUCCAUUCGCUGGCCAAUAUCCACCUCCACCUCCACUCCAAUCUCCAGUAGUAGAACAUCCACCAACGACUGCAGCUGGCGCUUAUUAUCAAGAACCAUCUUAUCCUGUCUAUUCUACAUCAACUCCACCCAUUUUAUCACAACCACAAGUAGAGACCUAUGUCCCAUUGCCACCCCCACCACCCGUGGUGAAUGACUAUUAUCAACAGCCCUAUAGCCACCGUUUAGAUGAAGAAAGCCAUGUACAGGGCGUGAACGACUACAAUGAUCCUCAUGGACAAUCCCUUGAUGAAUACUUGAGACAGGAAAGAGAAGAAUAUCUGCGACAGAGCCAACAACCCACAUCCUAUCAUAACGAAUUUGCGGCAUCUCCACCGGUACCAGAUGUAACUAAUGUAUCCCCUAGACCAAAUCAAACCAUUCCAUUGAAUUCAUUCGCCAAAGAGGACUAUGAAGAGGCCGAAAAGACACCUAUGGUACAAAAACCCAUUCUAAGCAAGAAGGAACAAAAGAAGCUGGAUAAGAUGCAAAAGAACCAACAGUAUCAACCCUAUCUAGCUAGACCUACACUUGCGCCCGAGAAUGAAGCAGAAACAUACAAAUAUAGACCUACACAAGAAAAGGAUCGUGGUGGCUGCAACUGCUGCUGUUACAAUCCAGCUAUUACAUGCUGCUCCUUCUUUUGCCUGCUGGUUAGUUGUGCUUUUGUUGCAGCCGGUGUUGCCAUGAUGAUUGCUUCCAAGGUGGUGCGGGAUAAAUGCAAUAAUCAAUGUAGUAGCGUAGCUGAGGCAGCACAAAAUGCAUGCGGCACUUUAUGUAACACAGUUCUCCAUGAUGGUUUGCUCUACGGUGGUGCUGUUGUUGCUGGUUUAGCUGGUAUUGCAGUGAUCUGGAAGCUCAUCAUGUGGACCUGUGCUGGAUACUCAAAGCGUUAA